AUGGCUUCUUCAGUUACUCAUCUGGCCUUCUUGAUCAGUUGGAACAUUGUCUAUCAUUCUUGUGUGCAAACUUAUCACUGCCCCAAGAUCUGUCGCUGCUCCACUCAGUUUGUAAAAUGCACCAAAGAAACAGCAGCCGGUGUUCCAGCUGCGGUUGUACGCAGCUACUCCAGUCUGAGGUUUACUCACCUGCCACUGAAAAAGAUCCAAAGACAUUCUUUUGAAGGACUUAGUGAUAUUAUAAGAAUUGAUAUUUCUCAGAGUGAUUCCUUGGAGAGAAUUGAGACUCAAGCUUUUGUUGAUCUUCAGGACUUGGUGGAACUCUCAAUUCAGAAUACAAAGCACCUGGUGAAAAUUGACCAAGAAGCCUUCAGGAAUCUACCACGGCUAAGAUACUUAAGCAUUUGCAAUACCGGGGUAGGAUUCUUUCCUGAUCUGACUCACAUCCACUCCAUUGCAUCUAGUUUUAUUCUAGAAAUAUGUGAUAACUUGCACCUUUUAUCAAUCCCAGAAAAUGCAUUUCAAGGAAUGAACAAUGAAUCCUUGACACUGAAGCUGUAUAAAAAUGGAUUUGAAGAUGUGCAGAGCCAUGCAUUCAAUGCAACAAAACUGGAUAAGUUAGAACUUAAUGAUAACAAAAAUCUAAGAAUAAUACACAAUGAUGCUUUCAGGGGAGCUAUUGGACCAGAUGUAUUAGAUGUUUCUUCAACAGCACUUGAGUAUCUUCCAUCUAAUGGAUUGGAGUUUAUUCAAAAACUUACUGCACGCUUUACGUACUCACUGAAAAGACUCCCAUCUCUGGAAAAGUUUGUCAAUUUGAUGGAAGCAAAUUUGACGUAUCCCAGCCAUUGCUGUGCAUUCAAAAAUUGGGAGAAAUCAAGUGGUUUUGGGGAUGACUAUUCUCAUCUUAACCCACCAUCACAGCAUCUGGGACAGCAGAGCAUACAGAAUUUUUCUGUCGGAAUGAAGAAAUACCCUUCCUCACAGAAUUAUUCACACUUCCCUGUCAAUAAUCUUGAUGAUGAAUAUGAACAUUUAGAAGAAAUUUAUGAAAACGCAGUAUCGUUUGAUUACGGAUUUUGCCAUGCCAAGGUAGACCUUGUCUGUACUCCAGAACCAGAUGCCUUCAAUCCCUGUGAAGAUAUAAUGGGAUAUAAUGUUCUAAGAGUUCUGAUAUGGUUCAUUAACAUCCUUGCUAUCGUGGGUAACCUCAUUGUUUUUAUUGUUUUGGUGGUUAGUCAGAAUAAGCUCACAGUCCCACGAUUCCUCAUGUGCAAUCUUGCUUUUGCAGACCUCUGUAUGGGUCUCUAUUUGCUACUUAUUGCAUCUGUUGAUUUGAGCACCAAGAGUCAGUACUACAACUACGCAAUAGACUGGCAGACUGGGGCAGGAUGUGCCAGUGCCGGUUUCUUCACUGUUUUUGCAAGUGAGCUUUCUGUGUAUACACUGAUGGUGAUCACCUUUGAAAGAUGGCAUACAAUUACCCAUGCCAUGCAAUUAGACAGAAAGAUACGUUUGAGACAUGCUGUUGUGCUUAUGUUUGGAGGUUGGGUGUUCUCGCUAGUUGUAGCAAUACUGCCCCUUGUUGGAAUCAGCAGUUACAUGAAAGUUAGCAUCUGUUUGCCAAUGGAUAUAGAAACUCCAGUUUCCCAGGGCUAUGUUAUAUUCCUAUUGGUACUGAAUGUUAUAGCCUUUAUCAUCAUUUGUAUAUGCUAUAUAAAAAUAUAUUUAGCUGUGAAAAAUCCUAACUUUGUUUCUAAAAAUAGUGACAUGAAGAUUGCCAAACGAAUGGCGAUACUAAUCUUUACAGACUUUGUAUGUAUGGCUCCUAUAUCAUUUUUUGCUAUUUCAGCAGCUUUCAAGUCUCCACUUAUUACAGUCACUAAUGCUAAAAUUCUGCUGGUAUUGUUUUAUCCACUGAACUCAUGUGCUAAUCCAUUUCUCUAUGCAAUCUUUACAAAAGCAUUCAGAAGGGAUUUCUUCAUUUUGUUGAGUAAAUUUGGAUACUGUGAAAUACAGGCUCAAAUUUAUAAAACCGACAACUCAAACUCAAGGAGUGGCACCAAAGAAAGUUUAGGUGCAGUUGUCAAGCUAGCAACAUUUAAUGAGCAAAAUUUGCCAGUCAACACAACUGCUAAAUAUUGCUGCAAAGAAUGUUAA
This is a messenger RNA of Pristis pectinata (smalltooth sawfish), 2160 nucleotides long. Its product is annotated as lutropin-choriogonadotropic hormone receptor-like. Gene Ontology annotation, cellular component: membrane. The record is from RefSeq and is a predicted model, not a curated record. Gene Ontology annotation, biological process: phospholipase C-activating G protein-coupled receptor signaling pathway; ovulation cycle process; ovarian follicle development. Bases 1 to 2160 code for a protein of 719 amino acids. Lineage: Eukaryota; Metazoa; Chordata; Chondrichthyes; Rhinopristiformes; Pristidae. Gene Ontology annotation, molecular function: thyroid-stimulating hormone receptor activity; luteinizing hormone receptor activity. The transcript has 10 exons.